This is a messenger RNA of Loxodonta africana (African savanna elephant), 1602 nucleotides long. RefSeq names its product neuropilin and tolloid like 1 (gene NETO1). Gene Ontology annotation, cellular component: postsynaptic density. Bases 1 to 1602 code for a protein of 533 amino acids. The record is from RefSeq and is a predicted model, not a curated record. Gene Ontology annotation, molecular function: ionotropic glutamate receptor binding. Lineage: Eukaryota; Metazoa; Chordata; Mammalia; Proboscidea; Elephantidae. The transcript has 10 exons. Gene Ontology annotation, biological process: positive regulation of excitatory postsynaptic potential.
AUGAUCCAUGGACGCGCUGUGUUGCACAUUGUAGCAAGUUUAAUCAUCCUUCAUUUAUCUGGGGCAACCAAGAAAGGAACAGAAAAGCAAACCACCUCAGAAACACAGAAGUCAGUGCAGUGUGGGACUUGGACAAAACAUGCAGAUGGAGGUGUCUUUACGUCUCCCAAUUAUCCCAGCAAGUACCCCCCUGAUCGGGAGUGCAUCUACAUCAUAGAAGCUGCCCCAAGACAGUGCAUUGAACUUUACUUUGAUGAAAAAUACUCUAUUGAACCUUCUUGGGAGUGCAAAUUUGAUCAUAUUGAAGUUCGAGAUGGACCUUUUGGCUUUUCUCCGAUAAUUGGACGUUUCUGUGGACAGCAGAACCCACCUGUGAUAAAAUCCAGUGGAAGAUUUCUAUGGAUUAAAUUUUUUGCUGAUGGAGAGCUAGAAUCAAUGGGAUUUUCAGCUCGAUACAACUUCACACCUGAUCCUGACUUUAAGGACCUUGGCGUUUUGAAACCAUUACCAGCUUGUGAGUUUGAGAUGGGCGGCCCCGAAGGAAUCGUGGAGUCUGUGCAAAUUAUGAAGGAAGGCAAAGCUUCCGCUAGUGAGGCCGUCGAUUGCAAAUGGUACAUCCGAGCACCACCACGGUCCAAGAUCUACUUACGGUUCUUGGACUACGAGAUGCAGAACUCCAAUGAAUGCAAAAGGAAUUUUGUGGCUGUGUAUGAUGGCAGCAGCUCCGUGGAGGACUUGAAAGCCAAGUUCUGCAGUACGGUGGCCAACGACGUGAUGCUACGCACUGGUCUCGGGGUGAUCCGCAUGUGGGCAGAUGAAGGCAGUCGAAACAGUCGCUUUCAAAUGCUCUUCACGUCCUUUCAAGAACCUCCCUGUGAAGGCAAUACCUUCUUCUGCCAUAGUAACAUGUGCAUUAACAACACAUUGGUCUGUAAUGGGCUCCAGAACUGCGUGUAUCCUUGGGAUGAAAAUCACUGUAAAGAAAAAAGGAAAGCCAAUCUCCUGGACCAGCUGACCAACACAAGUGGGACUGUCAUUGGCGUGACUUCCUGCAUCGUCAUCAUCCUUAUCAUCAUCUCUGUCAUUGUGCAGAUCAAACAGCCUCGUAAGAAAUAUGUCCAGAGGAAAUCAGACUUUGACCAGACGGUGUUCCAGGAGGUGUUUGAGCCUCCACAUUACGAGUUAUGCACUCUCAGAGGGACGGGGGCUGCAGCUGACUUUGCAGAUGUGCCAGAUGACUUUGAAAAUUACCAUAAACUGCGGAGGUCAUCUUCCAAAUGCAUUCAUGACCAUCACUGUGGAUCACAGCUGUCCAGCGCUAAAGGCAGCCGCAGUAACCUCAGCACAAGAGAUGCUUCUGUAUUGACAGAAAUGCCCCCACAGCCCGUCAAACCCCUCAUCCCGCCCGUGAGCAGAAGGAAUAUCCUUGUAAUGAAACACAACUACUCGCAAGACGCUGCAGAUGCCUGUGACAUUGAUGAGAUUGAGGAGGUACCCACCACGAGUCACAGGCUGUCCAGACACGAUAAAGCCGUCCAGCGGUUCUGCCUCAUUGGGUCUCUAAGCAAACAUGAAUCUGAAUACAACACAACUAGGGUCUAA